Messenger RNA from Myotis lucifugus (little brown bat), 3447 nucleotides. It is a transcript of the gene MYO1C, whose product is annotated as myosin IC. Gene Ontology annotation, cellular component: vesicle; cytoplasm; microvillus. The record is from RefSeq and is a predicted model, not a curated record. NCBI's taxonomy places the organism in Eukaryota, Metazoa, Chordata, Mammalia, Chiroptera, Vespertilionidae. The transcript is spliced from 32 exons. Gene Ontology annotation, biological process: actin filament organization; vesicle transport along actin filament. Gene Ontology annotation, molecular function: microfilament motor activity; ATP binding; actin filament binding. Bases 198 to 3200 code for a protein of 1000 amino acids.
AGACCUGGGCUGCUCCAGCUGUGUCCUGAGGAGCUGGACCAGACACAUCCCCUGGGGCUGGAGUUGAAGCUGAACCAAGUGGCCAUCCCAGUGUGAGACCAGAUUCCUGGCUGCAGGAACCGCUAUAGCCAGCGGGCGGGCGGCAGGCCUUUGCCCAGAAGCCCCAGUGCCCAGCACGCUGGCAAUCCACAGGCGGAAUGGCGCUGCAAGUGGAGCUGAUCCCCACCGGGGAGAUCAUCCGUGUGGUUCAUCCCCACAGGCCCUGCAAACUUGCCCUGGGCAGCGACGGGGUGCGGGUGACCAUGGAGAGCGCCCUGACCGCCCGUGACCGGGUGGGGGUGCAGGACUUCGUGCUGCUGGAGAACUUCACCAGUGAGGCCGCCUUCAUCGAGAACCUGCGGCGACGGUUCCGGGAGAACCUCAUUUACACCUACAUUGGCCCGGUCCUGGUCUCUGUCAACCCCUACCGGGACCUCCAGAUCUACACCCGUCAGCACAUGGAGCGUUACCGUGGAGUCAGCUUCUACGAGGUGCCACCCCACCUGUUCGCGGUGGCCGACACUGUGUACCGGGCACUGCGCACGGAGCGCCGGGACCAGGCAGUGAUGAUCUCUGGGGAGAGCGGGGCAGGCAAGACGGAGGCCACCAAGCGGCUGCUGCAGUUCUAUGCUGAGACCUGCCCAGCCCCUGAGCGGGGUGGUGCUGUGCGUGACCGGCUGCUACAGAGCAACCCUGUGCUGGAGGCCUUCGGAAAUGCCAAGACCCUCCGGAACGAUAACUCCAGCAGGUUUGGGAAGUACAUGGACGUGCAGUUUGAUUUCAAGGGUGCCCCUGUGGGCGGCCACAUUCUCAGUUACCUCCUGGAGAAGUCCCGCGUGGUCCACCAGAAUCACGGGGAGAGGAACUUCCACAUUUUCUAUCAGCUGCUGGAGGGGGGCGAAGAGGAGACACUGCGCAGGCUGGGCUUGGAGCGCAACCCCCAGAGCUACCUGUACCUGGUGAAGGGCCAGUGUGCCAAAGUCUCCUCCAUCAACGACAAGAACGACUGGAAGGUCGUCAGGAAGGCUCUCACGGUCAUCAACUUCACUGAGGAUGAAGUGGAGGACCUGCUGAGCAUCGUGGCCAGUGUCCUGCAUUUGGGCAACCUCCACUUUGCUGCCGAUGAGGAGAGCAACGCCCAGGUCACCAGUGAGAAUCAGUUCAAGUAUCUCACCAGGCUUCUUGGUGUGGACGGCUCAACAUUUCGGGAAGCCCUGACCCACAGGAAGAUCAUCGCCAAGGGAGAAGAGCUCCUGAGCCCGCUGAACCUGGAGCAGGCUGCGUAUGCUCGAGACGCGCUUGCCAAGGCCGUGUAUAGUCGAACCUUUACUUGGCUAGUCGGGAAGAUCAACAGAUCAUUAGCCUCCAAGGAUGCCCAGAGCCCCAGCUGGCGGAGCACCACGGUCCUUGGGCUCCUGGACAUUUAUGGCUUCGAAGUGUUUCAGCACAACAGCUUCGAGCAGUUCUGCAUCAACUACUGCAACGAGAAGCUGCAGCAGCUGUUCAUCGAACUCACCCUCAAGUCAGAGCAGGAGGAGUACGAGGCAGAGGGCAUCGCGUGGGAGCCUGUCCAGUAUUUCAACAACAAGAUCAUCUGUGAUCUGGUAGAGGAGAAAUUCAAGGGCAUCAUUUCCAUUUUGGACGAGGAGUGUCUGCGCCCUGGGGAGGCCACAGAUCUGACCUUCCUGGAGAAGUUGGAGGACACCAUCAAGCACCAUCCACACUUCCUGACGCACAAGCUGGCUGACCAGCGGACCAGGAAAUCUCUGGGCCGCGGGGAGUUCCGCCUCCUGCACUACGCUGGGGAAGUAACCUACAGCGUGACCGGGUUUCUGGAUAAAAACAACGACCUGCUCUUCCGGAACCUGAAGGAGACCAUGUGCAGCUCGGAGAAUCCCAUUAUGAGCCAGUGCUUCGACCGGAGCGAGCUCAGUGACAAGAAGCGCCCAGAGACGGUGGCCACCCAGUUCAAGAUGAGCCUCCUGCAGCUGGUGGAGAUCCUGCAGUCCAAGGAGCCCGCCUACAUCCGCUGCAUCAAGCCCAACGACGCCAAGCAACCCGGCCGCUUUGAUGAGGUGCUGAUCCGGCACCAGGUGAAGUACCUGGGACUGAUGGAGAACCUGCGAGUGCGCAGAGCCGGCUUUGCCUAUCGCCGCAAAUACGAGGCUUUCCUGCAGAGGUACAAGUCGCUGUGCCCGGAGACAUGGCCCACUUGGGCAGGACGGCCUCAGGAUGGGGUGGCUGUGCUGGUCAGGCACCUCGGCUAUAAGCCAGAAGAGUAUAAGAUGGGCAGGACCAAGAUCUUCAUCCGCUUCCCCAAGACGCUGUUUGCCACAGAGGAUGCGCUGGAGGUCCGGAGGCAGAGCCUGGCCACAAAGAUCCAGGCCUCCUGGCGGGGCUUCCACUGGCGGCAGAAAUUCCUCCGGGUGAAGCGAUCAGCCAUCUGCAUCCAGUCCUGGUGGCGGGGAACUCUGGGACGGAGGAAGGCGGCCAAGAGGAAGUGGGCAGCACAGACUAUCCGGCGGCUCAUUCGAGGCUUCAUCCUGCGCCAUGCACCCCGUUGCCCCGAGAACGCCUUCUUCCUGGACCACGUGCGCACCUCAUUUUUGCUCAACCUGCGGCGGCAGCUGCCCCGGAAUGUCCUGGACACUUCCUGGCCCAUACCACCCCCUGCCCUGCGUGAGGCCUCCGAGCUUCUGCGGGAGUUGUGUAUGAAGAACAUGGUGUGGAAGUACUGCCGGAGCAUCAGCCCUGAGUGGAAGCAGCAGCUGCAUCAGAAAGCCGUGGCCAGUGAGAUCUUCAAGGGCAAGAAGGACAAUUACCCACAGAGUGUCCCCAGGCUCUUCAUCAGCACACGGCUUGGUGCAGACGAGAUCAGCCCCAAAGUGCUGCAGGCCCUUGGCACUGAGCCCAUCCAGUACGCGGUGCCUGUAGUGAAAUACGACCGGAAGGGCUACAAACCCCGACCCCGGCAACUGCUACUGACGCCCAACGCUGUGGUCAUCGUGGAGGAUGCCAAAGUCAAGCAGAGGAUUGAUUACACCAACCUGACCGGAAUCUCCGUCAGCAGCCUGAGCGACAGCCUCUUUGUGCUGCAUGUGCAGCGCGAGGACAACAAGCAGAAGGGGGAUGUGGUGCUGCAGAGUGACUCAUGUGAUUGAGACACUGACUCAAGACGGCUCUUUAGCGCUGACCGUGUGAACAACAUCAACAUCAACCAGGGCAGCAUCACGUAUGCAGGGGGCCCUGGCAGGGACGGCAUUAUCGACUUCACACCUGGCUCAGAGCUGCUCAUCACUAAGGCCAAGAACGGUCACCUGGCUGUGGUGGCCCCACGGCUGAACUCUCGGUGAUGAAGGUGCCCACUGGGCCCUCCCACCUCCCAACGCUUUGCUUAUCCUCUCUUCC